This is a messenger RNA of Closterium sp. NIES-65, 1143 nucleotides long. The record is from the annotation of a GenBank genome assembly. NCBI's taxonomy places the organism in Eukaryota, Viridiplantae, Streptophyta, Zygnematophyceae, Desmidiales, Closteriaceae.
AUGCUGAGCUUGAUCGUGCGGAGCCUGGGGGUGCUGAGCCUGGAGGUAUUGUGUCUCCUGGAGGUCCUACAGCUGCCUUGUCACGGCAAGAGCCUCUCUCUCCACUGCAGCUGCACAAGUGGUUUGCUCGGCGUACCCGCCUUCCGAGUGGCGCUGGUGGAGCUGGGGGGCUUGCCGCUGGAGACACUACCGCUGGAGGCACUGGAGCUGGAGGCGCUGGAGCUGCUGGAGCAGGUGGUACUGCUGCUACUGGAGGUGCUGCUGGUCCCGGAGGUGCUCGUACUAGAGGUAUUGGAGCUGCCUACGCUCGUGGUGCUGCUGCUGCUGGAGGUGCUGGAGGUGCUGGAGGUGUUGGAGCUGCUGGUCAUGGAGGUGCUCGUGAUGGAGGUACUGGAGCUGCCGGAGCUGGUGGUGCUGCUACUGCUGGAGGUGCUGGAGCUGCUGGAGCUGCUGGUCCCGGAGGUGCUCGUACUGGAGGUACUGGAGCUGCUGGAGCUGGUGGUGCUGCAGGUACUGGAGCUGGAGACCCCCGAGCAAGAGGUGCUGGCGCUAGGGCCAGCCUCCCCACUUCCUGAUCCUUCUCCUUACACUGAGGAGACAGACUCUCUUACAGAGCGUCGUCAGCCUGCGUCUCGCCCUGCCUCGCUUGUUCGCGCUGGUCGCACUGGUCGUCGUGUUCCGCGUCCGCGUCCUCCUCCUGUUCCUGGCACUCACGGUAUGGUACUUCGUCCUUCCUCUGUUCCACUGCGAGUUCCCCUGCCAUCUCCUCCGGCGUCCUCUCUUCCUGACGUUCCGGACCCUGAGACUGACUUGGUUCGUGCUGCCAGCCCUACUGUUACACGUCUCCUAGCCACUGUUGUCACCGACCCUUCGUUUGAGUCCACUGCUGCGUCUGCCCUAGUUGCUGAGCUUGUUGACUUUGGUGCUACGUCUCGUCUCGACUUCGCCGCCACUCUGGUUGCUGAGUCUGAGACUGUCUGUCCUCCGUCCGUCGGGGGUGAGUGUGCUCUUGCCACGGACGUCCUUGAGGACAGGCAAGAGGACUUUGAGUGUCUUGCAGCUGCUGUACCUCAUCUCGUGGCCAUGCUGCUUGCACCUGAGGGAGAACCGGAUGCACUAGACAUCCCGACCCCGCGCUCUUAG